AGAGAGGGAGAGAGAGAGAGAGAGAGAGAGAGAGAAAGAGAGAGACUGCAACAUGCUCGGGCGAGCGAACGCAUAGCUAUUGAUGCCAAUCCGGUGUAACCAAUAUGGAGCUUACAAUGGAAAAUAUUGGGAAUAUCCACGGCGUGACCCAAGCCAGCGAGCUGAUGAAUAGUUCCCACAACCGCUCGGCUUCUCACCGUAGCCUCUCUUCCCACGGGCGGCCUGCGAUGGUGUCGAGCAUGGCCUCCAUCCUGGAGGGAGGCGAAUACCGUCCGGAUCACAGCCUGUCGGGUCCGCUGCACCCCGCCAUGAGCAUGUCGUGUGAGAGUCCUCCCGGGAUGAGCCUGAGCAGCACCUACACAACGCUGACUCCCCUCCAGCACCUGCCACCCAUCUCCACGGUGUCGGACAAAUUCCACCACCCUCACCACCACCACCACCAUCACCACCCGCACCCGCACCAGAGGCUGGCGGGCAACGUCAGCGGCAGCUUCACCCUCAUGAGGGACGAGAGGGGGUUGCCGUCCAUGGGUAACCUCUACAGCCCCUACCACAAAGACAUGGCGGGCAUGGGCCAGCCGCUGUCCCCUCUCUCCAACGGCCUGGGAACAUUGCACAACUCACAACAGUCCCUGACCCCUUACGGCGGGCACAUGGCCAACGAGAAGAUGCUGUCUCCCAAUGGCUUUGAUUCCCACGCUGCUAUGCUCUCCAGGGCCGACGAGCACCUCACCAGGGGUCUGGCCGCCCCAGGAGCCGGGAUGAUGGCACAUCUCAACGGGAUGCACCACCACGCUCACCACCACGGCCAGACCAACGGCUCCAUGCUGUCGUCUGAACGCGACCGCCAGGCGUCCGUGUCCGGCUCUCAAGGCAACACCUCCAACCAAGUGGAGGAAAUCAACACCAAAGAGGUGGCCCAACGGAUCACAGCCGAGCUCAAACGGUACAGCAUCCCGCAGGCCAUUUUUGCACAGCGUAUUCUGUGCCGUUCCCAGGGCACCCUGUCAGACCUGCUGAGAAAUCCCAAACCCUGGAGUAAGCUCAAAUCCGGGCGGGAAACCUUCAGGAGGAUGUGGAAGUGGCUCCAGGAACCCGAGUUCCAAAGAAUGUCAGCCCUGAGGCUUGCAGUGUCUACGCGAUCUCGCAAUGCAAAGAAGUCUUCAGGAGUUGCCACUGGUGCUGUAAAGCACAUUCUCAGCCGGAAGAGUGGGCCGACAGGAUUUAAAAUCCUCCACGGUAGAGAUGAAAGGUACGGCAGAUGUUGGUAAGGGCGGCAAGGGCUACGGGGAGAAGGCAGGAGAAUGGGGUUGAGAGAGCAAAGAUAGGUCAGCCAUGAUUGAAUGGCGGAGUAGAUGGGCCAAAUGGCCUACUUCUGCUCCCAUGACUUAUGAACUAAUGUUUACAUUGGGCUGGUUCACCUCUAAACCAGUCCUGUCGUCCAACCAGUUUUAUUGUUGCCCAGACAAGACCAGACCAGACCAGACCAGACCAGACCGGACCAGACCAGUCCGGACCAGACCAGACCAGACCAGACCAGACCAGACCAGACCAGACCAGACCAGACCAGACCAGACCUGACUUCAAUGAUAUAGUGAGAAAUUACACUUGUUGUUUGUACUUUACUGAAUAAACCUUCAGGAUCCUUAGGACUCUUCAAGGUUUCCGUAUCGUACUCCUCAGCCUUCCUCUCAAGGAGGUAAGUAUUUUUAUUAAAGGAAACCUUGGCGUGACGAAGAUGCAGGAUUUUCACAACUGACCAUUCUAACAACUUAGAUGCCCGCUGGAUACCGUCCAUCUGAUCUGCAUGUUGGCUAGUUACUAUAACUUGCAAUUUGUAACUUUCAUCUAAAGUCUUCAUAGAAUAUAGAACAGUACAACAGAGGAACAGCCCCUUUGGCCCACAAUAACCUUGCCAAAUGUGAUGCCACUAAAUCAUCUUCAUGUGAUCCAAAUCCAUUCCCUACAUAUCAAUGUGCCAGUCUGACAGCCUCUCAAACACCACAAUCAUAUCUGCCUUCAGGCGCUCAUCACUCUCUGUAACGUUUUUCCCGCACAUCUUCGUUAUGCUUUGCCCCUCUCAUCUUAAAACUGUGCCCUCUAUUUUUUGACAUUUUCACCCUGGGGAAAACAAGUUCUGACUGCCUAGCCCAUCCGUGCUUUAUUCCGUUUCAUGAAAAGUACAGCUCACUCUCCUGUCUGUUUGCGGACACAUCACAGGCUAUGAUCAGGUUUAGUUCAUCAAGAGAUGUAGAGAUUCAAAUCAGAUGUCUUUCACACAAGUAUCCCUUAACGCACAAUCAUUGCCACAUAUGGCAUGGGAAAAACCAUUAACACUGUGAGGUUAAAGUUGACACAAAAAGCUGGAGUAACUCAGCGGGACAGGCAGCAUCUCUGGAGAGAAGGAAUGGGUGAUGUUUCGGGUCGAGAUCCUUCUUCAGUAAAUACCAGCCAUCUCAAAACCCACAGCAUUUGGCAUGUUACUGCCCAAACGCACCAUGCUUAGAUAAAUAUAGUUUGAACAGCUAAUAUUGCCGCUCAAAUAAUACUUCCAUGUCCCUGCUCAUCUACCAUGCCAUUAUUAUACAGAGCACACCAUUGAUUAACAAACAUCUAAAUGCACAACGGUUUAGUUUAGAGAUACAGCUCAGAAACAGGCGCUUCGGCCCGCUGAUCCCUGCACACUAACUCCAUUCUAUACACAUUGGGGACAAUUUUUCAUUAUAUACUAAGCCAAUUGACCAACAAACCUGUGCAUCUUUGGAGAUGUGGGAGAAAACCAGCACCCGGAGAAAAUCCGAACAGGUCACGGGGAGAACAUAAAAACUCUGUACAGACAAGCACCUGUAGUCAGGAUCCAACCCGGGUCUCUGUUGCUGUAAGGCAACAACUCUACUGCUGCACCACCAUGCUGGUGUCUACAAAAACCUUCCUUGGUGCAUGACAUAACACAUGGGGACAUGUGGCCUUGAGAAUUAUCACAGUCACCAGCAGAAAAUCGAUUCCAUAAUCAUAAAUACGUUGGAGGCGGCACAGUGAUGCAGCUGGUAGUGCUGCUGCCUCAUAGCACCAGAGACCCGGGUUUGAUCCUGACCUUGGAUGCUGUCUUUGUGGAGUGUGCACGUUCUCCAUGCGACAGUGUGCAUUUUCACCGGGUGUUCCAGUUUCCUCCCACAUCCCAAAUACGUUGGGGUAUGUAGGUUUAUUGGCCCUCUGUAAAUUGCUCCUGAACGGGUGAUCGAUCACCGUCCUGGACUCAGUGGGUCAAAGGGACUGUUUCCGUACCGUAUCUUUCAGUCAUUUCAAUCGAUCAAAUUAGAAAAGAUCAUUUACUUUGCUAAGACAAGACGAACUAUGUGCAGAAGAUCUGUAUGUAUUUAUAUCUGGAUACAUGUGUCUUCAAUCCCAUAAUGGUUGAAUGGACCAUGGUUAGGGGGGGAUUAGGAUGCAAUUUAUUGGAUUCUGCUUUCGAAAUCCAGUUCCAUUGAGUUGACUAGAAUGAAUUCAGUGGCAAUGUGGUGAGAUGACCUGAGAAAGGCACAAAAUGUUGCAGUAUCUCAGCAUCCCAGGAGAACACGGAUAGGUGACGUUUCAGGUCGGAACCCUUCUUCAGACGGAUUGCAGGGCGGCUGAGAUGACUGCGUAGUAUUUUUAACCAGUGAAUUAUCUCAGAACAAUUGGCAGCACACUGGUGAGAGUGUAGAAAAGACACACAAAAAUGUUAGUGGGACUGGGGGGGCUUGAAUUAUGUGGAGAGAGCAGACAGACAGAGUCUGUUUCCGCAAAUGAUCUGGGUCAGGAUUCUGCUCUCCCCCCCGGUUUAGAGCAGCAAAAUAAAGGAAUGAAGUAAAAAUAAACCGGCUCGUUAUUUAUUGAAGCGCGGGACUCGAUAAGCAAUGGCUGACCUGCACAUUGUUUAAUGGAAUCAAAUGUCUUGUCGGCAAUGAGAUUAGUUGCUGCCUGUUGCAGUUAUGAAUUAUUUACAUGCAGAGCUGGCCUGAUCAGUGAACUGCAACCAUGCACAGAAGACCCGGUACAAUAGUACAGACAAGUAUUUUCUCUAAGAAAGCAAAACAUUUGGCUUCAUCUGCUGGUGAUGCAAAAAGCCGUGGCUUCUAAUGCUGACAAGCAUGUAUUUUUUUUUGUCGGAGAGGCUGGCUCUGAUAUUGAUUUUUUUUUUCUAAUUAUGGCGAACAGGACUACACAACAAAGAGGCAGAGAGUGUAAUAUUUUAUCUCUGACGCCGUUAUACGUAAUAAAAGAUUUUAUGUUGAAAACACACCGGCCUAUAAACUCGGGUUCACCCAAAAGGUCGAAUGAGAUGUGUAGUAAGGAAUUGCAGAUGCUGGUUUAAAACCGAAGAUAGACACAAAAUCGCUGGAGUAACUCAGCGGGACAGGCAGAAUCUCUGGGAAUGGGUGACGUUUGAGAUGGAGACCCUUCUGCAGACUGAACUAUAGAAGUCUGAAGAAGGGUCUUGACCCGAAACGUCACCCAUUCCUUCUCCAGAGAUGCUGCCUGUCCCGCUGAGUUACUCCAGCAUUUCCUGUCUAGCUUAGAAUAAAUGAGAUGUGAGGGAAAGCUGGUGACUGCUCCAGUCAUUGGACCCAGUGUCUCGUGAAUGACCCAGAGGUUGAUUUAUAUCUGUAGCAUCAACAAUGGUAGCACAGUGGUCCAGCUGCUGGGUGCCAGAAACCCGGGUUUGAGCCUGAUCUCAGGUGUUGUCUGUGUGGAGUUUGCACGUUCUCCGUGUGACUGUGUGGGGUUUCCUACAGGUGCUCCGAUUUCCACCCACAUCCCAAAGACGUGCGGAUUUGAAGGUUCAUUAUCCUCUCAGCAUCCGAAUCCAUUCUAUCAUCACAGAUACAUUAGAGGUGGCGCAGUGGCACAGCUGGUAGGACUGCUGCCUCAUUGUGCCAGAGUCCUGGGUUGUGUGGUGGCAGAAGGAUGUACGGGACAGAAGGGAUUAUCUGAAGGUUUUGCAGUCCACCACUUCACUGGGAAGUUGGGAAGACCUCAGUGGCACAGCGGCCUUACAGCACCAGAGACCCUGGUUCGAUCCUGUCAAUGGAUGCUGCCUGUGUGGAUGCUGUAGCAUUCACCCUCGGACCUCGUGGGUUUUGUAUGUGUGCUCCGGUUUCCACCCACAUUGCAAACCCGUGCAGGUUUGUAGGUUAAUUGGCUUCUGUAAAUUGUCACUAGUGUGCAGGACAUAGAACUAGUGUGCGGGUGAUCGCUGGUUGGUGUGGACUUGGUGGGCCGAAGGUGCCAGAGAUCCGGGUUCAGACCUGACUCCAGGUGCUGUCUGUACGGAGUUUGCACGUUCUCCCCAUGAUCGCGUGGGUUUGCUCCAAGAUCUUCGGUUUCUUUCCGUAUACCAAAGACGUACAGGUUUGUAGGUUAAUUGGCUUGGUAUAAAUGUAAACUCUCCCUAGUGUGUGUGUUGGGUUAAUGUGCGGGGAUCGCUGGUUGGUGCGGACUUAGUGGGUCGAAGGGCCUGUUUCCGCGCUGUAUCUCAAAUCUUGACUAAACUAAAUCAGGUUAUCCCUGGAAUUUUCAGCAAUGAACCUUACUGUGAUGCAUGAUCCAAGUUCCCCUGCAAUGAUACAUGAAUGGUUUCAUCAGAUGCACUGCAACCCAUAAACCAUGACAGGGACGUAAACUUUAUUCAUGUCAAGAAGCCCCGGGUUGAAUUGUGAAAAUUGCACAAAAUAACUUGCACAUGUUCACAUUACAUUUGCUCUGAAGAAAAAUGACUUUCAAAGGUUCAACGUUUUUUUUAUUGUCACUUGUGCCAAUUAAGGUGCAGUGAUAUUCGAUGAAGUGAGCAACAUUAUGCAAUCAAAUUUCUUGACAAUCCUCUUUAAAAACCCAACCUAAAGUACUUGAGGGACUUUUAGAAAAUACCUGGAAAAAAUAGUAGUUUGCAGUUCUUUUAAAAUCUAUUAAAGAUUGGAAAAUCAUCGUUGUGCUCAGAUUUCUUAUUUGUAAUAUCCCCCAAAUGAUAUUACAUCUGUAACUAUUAGUUUUGUACGACACAUUAAAGAAUUACAGAUGAGCAAAGUUUAAAGGAGAUGUGUGGGGCAAGUGUUUUACAUAGUGAGUGCCUGGAACGCGCUGCCAGGGUUGGGUGGUGGAGGCAGAUACGAUAGUGGCAUUCAAGAGACUUUUGGAUAGGCAUGUGGAUACGCAGGGAAUGGAGGGAUAUUGAUUACUUGCAGGCAGGUAAUCUCGGCACAGACAUUGUGGACUGAAGAUCCUGUUCUUGUGCUGUACUGUUCCGUGUUCUAUGUUUUAUAGCAAUUCACUUGUCUCUACCACAGUGCUGUACAAUUGACACGACUCUAGAUUGAUCAGAACAGAUGUGUCAAGGGUGGAAUACACGACAGGCUGUGCUCAUGAUAGAAGGGUCGUACAUUGAAAUGAAAUGAAGGGAGGUGAAGGCACAUACACAAUUGCCAACUAUAAAGUACUGUAUCUCCAUUUCUUACACAAAUGGUAUACAGUCUCUAUCUGGCAUGUGGGCGAUAAGAUGUUUCUGUUAAAUGUAGAUGAUAUUUUAUAAACAGAUAUUAUUCUUUGGUUGAACUGAAGUAUAUAAAUACAGAAUCUUGAAUAAAUAAAGACUAUGGUGCUUGCAAACUGAAGGACGUUUAUAAAUAUAGCAACGGUGGCACAGCGGUAGAGUUGCUGCCUUCCAGCACUUGCAGCGCCAGUGACCCAUGUUCGAUCCUGACUAUUGGUGCUGUCUGUGUGGAGUUUGUACGUUCUCCCCGUGACCACUUGGGCUUUCUCCGAGAUCUUCGGUUUCCGCCCACACUCCAAAGACAUACAGGUUUGUAGGUUAAUUGGCUUGGGUUUGUAUACUUGGUAUA
Molecule: messenger RNA, 6875 nt
Organism: Leucoraja erinaceus (little skate)
Lineage: Eukaryota; Metazoa; Chordata; Chondrichthyes; Rajiformes; Rajidae
Product: hepatocyte nuclear factor 6-like
Exons: 3
Coding region: 105-1271 (388 amino acids)
Biological process (GO): regulation of transcription by RNA polymerase II
Cellular component (GO): nucleus
Molecular function (GO): RNA polymerase II cis-regulatory region sequence-specific DNA binding; DNA-binding transcription factor activity, RNA polymerase II-specific
Source: RefSeq, a predicted model, not a curated record